CACGUCUUCUUUGCUACAAGAUCAGCAUCCGUUGACUGUCUCAUUGCGCCCUCCUUAAAUUUGGCCCGCUGGGUGCAACUCGAGGCGUCAGGAUGGUUUCGAGACCGCCGUGAUAUGCAGGACCCUGGCCGUGACUGUGACACGCAGUCACUGACUGACAGUGUGACGGACUACCCUAUUGAAAACGGAAGACGGUAUCACAGGUACCAUGAAGGGGCCUAUCUCUACCCCAACGACGAGCAAGAGCUGGAUCGUCUAGAUAUGCAGCACCACAUGUUUAAAAUGAUACAAAAUGGCAACUUAUAUCAUGUCCCGCUUGACAAGCCAAAGCACAUUCUCGACGUUGGCACAGGCUCUGGAAUAUGGCCAAUCGAAAUGGCGGCUUUGUUUCCAAAGGCUGAAAUUACAGGAACAGACCUCUCGCCGGUGCAGCCAACAGAAGUGCCCGAGAACGUCCAUUUCCUCGUUGAUGAUGCUACCGAGGAAGAGUGGCUUUGGGACAAAAACCAUUUCGACUUCAUCCAUACUUCUCACAUGACAGGCGCAAUGCCCUCAUUCAAGAACUUCCUUCGACAAUCCUACAAAUACCUCAAACCCGGGGCUUACAUCGAAUGCCAGGAGAUGGACCCCAAGCCAAAAUGCGAUGACAACACCAUGCCUCCCGAAAACCCUGACGGCUACAGCGCCUUUGCUCUACAUGACUGGUUCGAUCUCAACAUGCGCUCAAGCCAGGAUUCCGAUCCACCGCGGCAAUUCCGAAUAGCACACCGCAUCGAGAAGUGGAUGAAAGAAACGGGUUUUGUGGAUGUCCAGCAGCGUGUCUACAAAGUGCCCACCAAUCCUUGGCACACCGACGACCGUCUGAAACGGAUAGGGUCGUGGAGCGAGAGUAACUGGCUCGAGGCCCUUUCAGGAUGGUCAUACAAGCCCUUUACUGCACUAGGCUGGUCGAAACCGGAAAUCGAAGUCUUCCUUGUCGAUGUGAGGAAGAGUAUCCAGAACCGCAGUGUGCACGCCUAUAUGGACUACUAUGUGGUCACCGGACGAAAGCCCCUUUCCAACGAAACGCCCUCUCCAGCGCCCUCUCACCGCCAAGGCCGCCUAACCCUGAAGCUUCGGGCUUUCACCAACCACCGCUGCGACAUUUGCAACCCUCAAUUGGCUCACAUUCUCGACCACCUGUGGAUCAGUGAUGAUUUGCUCGCCGCGACCUUCCGUCGCUUCGUGAACGGUCAGCGACGACAUGGCAGUUACGUUCCCGGGCCCCUUGAGGCACGAAGGCGCCUUGCGAAGCGGCGGAACACUGUUCUCGCGAGCAUGGGCGGUGGAUCAGCGGACGAUCUUGCGUGCCUGUUUGGUCGCAAUGGGAGGGAGCAUAUGAAGUGGACGGACCAUCCGUGGCAGAGAGCGCAAUUGGAACCUCAAGAAAACCUCGUCGAUUAUUCACUAGAUACCCCCGAGGCUCCUUUCCCUUUUUACGGGCAGAAUCCCGACAUCCGCGAAUCCCAUGCGCCAGACCAUCAGUCGUCGAAUUCCUUUGAUGCUAGAACAGCCACGCGCAGUGCGCUCCUGGAUCAAUUUCUGGAAAAAGAGAAGUGGGGGAUUGAGGAUGUCAGGGAUUUUGUCCGUCGAGUGCGAAUUGAUCUGCAGCGGGAGCCACGGUAUAGCCGGCAGAUAUUCGAGAAAUUGCGCCAGCGUUCCGACAUAACAGAAGCCAUUGCAUUUCUGCAGGACCCUUUUUUGAACACUUGUGGCUCUGGAAAUUUCCUUGCGGCCAUGGAACCCUUCACACGAACCAAAACGAAACGCUCUAAGCAAACUGCGUUUUUCGGCACCAUUAACCGUGCUCUGGAGCUGGGGUUAAUCCCGACUGAUGAACUCUGUCUCAUCGUCAAGACUGUACCAAAAACCAUCAUCGAGGGGAACAACAGGCUGGGGGACUGGUAUCCCAAGACGCUUCGAAAACACUACCGCGCAAUGUGGACAGCAAUCGGACGAUGCAACGUUCUUGGGUAUCGUGACCUGGACACGAAAGUUGUGGAUGCCUGGCUAGGACAACUCCUCAAGACGCGCACUUUUUACUUUGCUGAGGAAAUAAUCAUUGCUACGCAUACCCCCGAUUCGGAUAGUCGCUGGGCCUCAACCUUGAUCAAAAGCUGGCUGGAGGUCAUGGGGCCGCUCGAUACAGAUACGGGUCUACGAUAUCCUAGCAACCUGCUUACCCAAUUGGACACGGACUCCGCAGCCAAGUGUCUCAUUGAAGUGACCAAAUCCUUGAUGUCAUCCAAGGACAAGACUCACCGGAAUCAACUGCUCGAGCGGUGGAGGGAUUGCUUGUUGAAUGUGCCAAACGUUUCGAACAUUGCGAGUUCACAUGUCUGGCUGGAUCUCCCCGAUGCCUACACCGAUGGGCUUGGAGAGAAGCCGGCUUCCAGCACGUCCGAUCUAUCGGCACAGCAUCAGAUCAUCAUGCGCCUUUGGGUUUUACGGACCUUAUGUCAGUCGGUUGGGGCCAUGUACAACCAAAGCACCCGAAUCACAGACAUGCCAAUCAUGUUGCUGUUCAACCUCUAUGAGACCGCGACAACCCAAAGUGAUGGGUCUUUCCUCUCAGACUUGAUGCGUGGAAUUCUCGAUCUAGAGCUUCCUUACAAUAGCCUUCUAUUGUUGGCUGUCGAUCUCAAGCUGGGAAAACUGGUUAACAAAGCCAAUCGCAAAACCCUCGAGCUGCUGGAAACCUCUCAGAUCUCUUUGAACGAUGUCUGGAAUAACCAGGUAGCUUACAACGGGGUCCGGAACAUUUUCUACGGUGCCUUUGAACAAAUGGUCCGUCACAUAGAUCUCACCAGUUCUGCGUCUGUGGAAGAGUGCCUGCGUCUGGCCAGAGCAGGAGACUCGGAGAGCGUCUGGAUCCUCACCCGGCUUCUCGACAUACACACCCCGUUGAAAAUGUCCCUCCACAAGGCUUGGCUGCCCAUCGUCGAUCCGGGAGAAAAGGCUCUCGUGCGAUACCAUCCGGGUCCCCGCUCUAGCCAUUACCCCGAUCCGCGCGCUGCGGUGGACUUCAUCCACCAACUGGCUAUUGCGUUUUCCUGCUCCGAGCAGCUGAAGCCGUCGCGCUCGUUCCAUCUUAUCCGCUGGCUGUACGCUUAUCUGCGCAAGUGUGGUGCACCAGUGUAUCCGUCGUUUGUGCGGGCUAUGUAUCAUGCUGGGGUGGUGCGGUAUCGUCGAGAGGGACGGUCCGUUGUGCCUACGCAGUACGAGUACAUCAUGAAAGCCAUCUCGAAGUUCGAAUGGCCUGAUCUGCUUGGACACCCUAAUCCGCCUUCUCAAAUCGGACUUGAGUGUCCUGCUUCUAUCAACGCGAUUCUCGCCGACAAGAGCAGGAAGGCUGCUCGCAAGGCCGCGAAGCCA
This is a messenger RNA of Penicillium riverlandense, 3414 nucleotides long. Its product is annotated as class I SAM-dependent methyltransferase. Gene Ontology annotation, molecular function: methyltransferase activity. The transcript is spliced from 8 exons. The annotation marks the transcript as partial. Lineage: Eukaryota; Fungi; Ascomycota; Eurotiomycetes; Eurotiales; Aspergillaceae. The record is from RefSeq and is a predicted model, not a curated record.